AUGGAGUCUAUUGACGAGUCGAAGGGUUCUCCAGCCAUCAAUAUGCUUACUACCACCACAAAGGACAGUAGCGAUAUGAACAGUACCAAGGAUGAUGUCCCGACUCACCUUAGAGGUACCAGCAAACGGGCAAUUCAGGUGUGCGUUACGGCAGCUAUGGGUGGCUUUCUCUACGGCUUCUCGGCGAAUGCCAUGAGUGGGACAUUGGCACAGACCAGCUUUAUUGCCCAAUUCCUGACGACUCCCGAUGCGACUGCACGAAUGGAUGGGUUGUUGGCAAGUUUCCUUGGUGGCGCUUUCAUUGGGGCUGUUAUACAAGCCCCUAUAUCAAACAAAUGGGGUCGUCGAAAAGCCAAUCUGGUCGCAGCCCUCAUCGCAAUACUGGCUGGUGUCCUGCAAUCGGCGUCCUAUCACAUUGCAAUGCUCCUUGUCGCCCGCGUCCUAUGCGGCAUCGGUGCGGGAAUGGUAAUGGCUAACAGCCCGGUCUACAUGAGCGAAGUGGCACCCCCUCACACUCGUGGGUUACUAGUUGGUCUCCAAGGUGUUGGUAUCGUCACAGCCUAUAUCGCAUGCUCGUUGUGCGGGCUCAUAUUCAGUUUCGUCCAAAAUCCCGUCCAGUGGCGUCUAAUAUUCAUAGUUCAAACUGCCGCGGCAGUUAUCUUCGCCUGCUCGCUCAUCUUUGUUCCGGAGUCACCGCGAUGGCUAAUGGAAAAUGGCAAAGAGGAACAAGCGAGAGCCGAGCUCGAGCGGCUGCAUAGCACGAAGUCGGAUCCAAAGGGUACUCUUGCUCGCGCUGAGGCGAUACAGAUCAAGGCUCAAGUUGAAGCGGAGAGAAAUCUUCCUAAGGGGUACAUCUAUAUUUUCACAACGCCACACCUUCGAAAGCGGGCGUUCUGUGCCAUCUUGUUAUGGGUUAUGGCGCAAGGCACCGGCAUAACCGCCAUUGCUAAUCUAAUACCAGUACUAAUGGGCGGUCUUGGAUUCGGAACAACUCUUCAACUCGGAUUGGGUUGCGCAUGGACGGUUGUCUUAAUACUUGGAUGCGCGGUGAACGUAACUUACGUGGAUAGAGUCGGCCGUGUCAGACUUCUUGUAAUUGGAGGUAUAGUAAAUGCAGUAAUUCUGUCUAUCAUGACGGCAUUAAUUAAAUUCUACCUCGACACCACCUACCAGCCUGGUAUCAACGCCAUAGUUGCCCUGUACUUCAUUUUUGGAUUUGCCUUCACCUCGACAAUCGAAUGUACAGCGUAUGUCUACGGCUCAGAGAUUUGGCCUACACACCUGCGGAGCGAAGGUUCUACUCUUGCCUAUGCAUCUUUCUACGGCAAUGCUCUUGCGUAUAGCGCCCCGGUUAACUUGGCGCUAAAGAACAUCGGUUGGAAAUAUUAUCUCGUCUUCGUAGCUGUCACCGUGGUUUCUACAGCAUUUCUCGCAAUCUACUUCCCAGAGACCAAGAACCUGACGCUUGAAGAAAUUAAUUCAAAAUUCGGGGAUGAAGUGGCAGUUGAUUUGAAAGAUGCCAUUGCAACCGAAGUCCAUACCGAGAUCAGAGGCGAUAAGGCACAAGUCUAA
This is a messenger RNA of Daldinia childiae, 1572 nucleotides long. Its product is annotated as High-affinity glucose transporter. The transcript has 4 exons. The record is from RefSeq and is a predicted model, not a curated record. Bases 1 to 1572 code for a protein of 523 amino acids. NCBI's taxonomy places the organism in Eukaryota, Fungi, Ascomycota, Sordariomycetes, Xylariales, Hypoxylaceae. Gene Ontology annotation, biological process: transmembrane transport; carbohydrate transport. Gene Ontology annotation, molecular function: carbohydrate:proton symporter activity. Gene Ontology annotation, cellular component: membrane.